This is a messenger RNA of Babesia microti strain RI, 351 nucleotides long. Its product is annotated as secreted ookinete protein, putative (PSOP6). The record is from RefSeq and is a predicted model, not a curated record. Lineage: Eukaryota; Apicomplexa; Aconoidasida; Piroplasmida; Babesiidae. The transcript is spliced from 5 exons. The coding region runs from base 1 to 351 and encodes 116 amino acids.
AUGAAUACGCUAACACUGGCUAAUUUAUCACUUAUAUUGCGUAUUGGUGGCACUCUGUGUGUAACACAGAGAUCUUUAAUGUUUCCCAUCAGUUCUACUUUGAAAAAUUCGCUUAUGGGUUCGAUUCAAGAUUCUGCGGAUUUUGCCAUCAAAAUUCACCCCCCAAAGCAAGAAACUAACGAAAUAUUGGAAGAUAUUGACGAAAUCAAAUCGCUGGAGAUGAAGGAACUUAAUUACGAGAUGGAAGAUUAUGCCAGAGCCAAGCAAAAGAUGUUAAAUUUGCAUAAGAGGAGAAUUGAACAAAUUGUAUCUAAGGCAUUUGAACCACUUCAUGCUACACUAGUAUAUUAG